Ogataea philodendri is the source of this 1140-nucleotide messenger RNA. RefSeq lists its product as uncharacterized. Lineage: Eukaryota; Fungi; Ascomycota; Pichiomycetes; Pichiales; Pichiaceae. The record is from RefSeq and is a predicted model, not a curated record. Gene Ontology annotation, cellular component: cytosol. Gene Ontology annotation, biological process: glycine biosynthetic process; L-threonine catabolic process. Gene Ontology annotation, molecular function: L-allo-threonine aldolase activity. Bases 1 to 1140 code for a protein of 379 amino acids. The transcript has a single exon.
AUGGCGGGCAGUUUGCCAUGCUGUAACGCAAUGACUAUUAGCGACAACUUCCCAACAAGCAACGAGUUCCGUUCCGACACCUUCACGGUGCCCACCCAGAGCAUGCUGCAGGCGAUUGCGUACUGCACGGUUGGAGAUUCUGUGUACAAGGAAGACCAAGACACUUUGGACCUCGAGGCCAAGGUUGCGCAACUGGCCGGCAAAGAAGCGGGACUCUUUUGCUGUUCCGGUACCAUGUCGAACCAGAUCGGUUUGCGAGCACACUUGCACCAGCCACCACACAGAAUUCUGUGCGAUUAUCGCGGACAUGUUUAUGCGCACGAAGCUGGAGGACUGGCCACUCUUUCGCAGGCCAUGGUGACUCCUGUGAUUCCAUCUAACGGCAACUAUUUGACGCUUGACGACAUUUUGGACAACUAUAUUCCUGACGACGGCGACAUCCACAUGGCUCCCACCAAAGUGAUUUCGCUGGAAAAUACUCUUCAUGGAACAAUCAUGCCAUUGGACACCAUCAAGGAGAUUUCCGGCUGGUGUCGCGCGAACGGGGUGAGAUUGCAUUUAGACGGUGCUCGUCUAUGGAACGCCAGUGUUGAGACCGGAAUCAGUAUUGCAGAGUACUGUCAGUACUUUGAUUCUGUCUCGCUUUGUCUUUCCAAAGGAUUGGGAGCUCCUGUUGGCUCGAUUCUUGUUGGAGAACGGAAAUUCAUCGAGAAGGCCAACCAUUUCAAAAAACAAAACGGUGGCGGAAUCCGUCAGGCGGGUAUGUUGACCAAAAUGGCCAGCAUUGCAAUCGACGAGAACCUGGAAAAGCUUCUGGUCGGACACAAGUUUGCCAAGCAGGUUGCGCAAUUCUGCGAGCAGAACGGGAUCGCGCUGGAAUCGCCAUGCCAGACAAACUUUGUGUUUCUGGAUCCAAAGAAAGUGAAGAUCGACCCGGCCGUCUUGGCAGAAUUGGCCGUCAAGUACAAAGUCAAGGUGAUGGGAUACAGAUUUGCUUUCCAUUUCCAGAACUCUCCAGAUGCCGUGGAAAGGCUCCAAUUGCUUCUAAAAGAAGCCUAUCAACAUUCGCUCGCUCACCCUUACAUCUCCAAAGGUGCCGUGCGAAUUUAUAGAUCUGCCGAGACCGCCACGGCUAAAUAG